AUGACUACUGAAAAGAUUACCUUCUUGUCCAACUGGUCUGUGCCUUUUUGCUCUAGAUCGUUGUGGCAGUCCAACAGUGUGACUGACUAUUCAUCACAGGNNCAUGCCACUCCUUACCACGCCCCUGUCUACCUUGCUCAAGCCAAGGGCUACUUUGCCGACGAAGGCCUCAAGGUUGCUCUUCUCGAGCCCAAUGACCCCAGCUCCUCGGGAAUUACCACCGACUUCCACUCUCUCAAGGGUAAACGCAUCGGCUACGUUGGCGAAUUCGGCAAGAUCCAGAUUGACGAGUUAACUUCGCACUACGGCAUGAAGCCCUCCGACUACACUGCCGUACGCUGCGGCAUGAAUGUCUCCAAAGCGAUCAUCGACGGCACUAUCGAUGCAGGCAUCGGUCUCGAGAACGUGCAAAUGGUCGAGCUUGCCGAGCAUCUGGCCUCCCAAAACAAACCCCGCAGUGAUGUGCAAAUGCUGCGGAUCGACGAACUUGCCGAAUUGGGCUGUUGCUGCUUCUGCAGUAUCCUGUACAUUGGCAACGAAACCUUUAUCCGCGAGCACCCAGCCAAAGUAACCGCGUUCAUGCGCGCUUGCAAGCGCGCCACUGAUUAUGUUUUAACCUCCCCUUCCGCCGCUUAUGAAGACUACAUCACCAUCAAACCCUCCAUGGCCACUACCCUCAAUCGCAAGAUCUUUGAAAGAAGCUUUGCGUACUUUUCCAAGGAUCUCAAGAAUGUAAGCAGAGACUGGAAAAAGGUCACCGCGUAUGGANAAAGACUUGGCGUGUUGCCUGAAGACUACACUCCCAACUACACCAAUGAGUUUUUGGACUGGGCGUUUGAGAGAGAGUCUGCAGACCCCAAGGAAGAUCAGAAGAAGAUGGUGCAGUUGCAGGAGAAGGUUGCUGAGGAAGGCGGGUUCCAUCGUCUGGGCGAGACGGAGAAGGGUUGUUUGGUUGAUGCCGCUCAAGCUUGUUUG
This is a messenger RNA of Aureobasidium vineae, 975 nucleotides long. NCBI's taxonomy places the organism in Eukaryota, Fungi, Ascomycota, Dothideomycetes, Dothideales, Saccotheciaceae. The record is from the annotation of a GenBank genome assembly.